AUGGCUGACAUCAAACCCCCCUUUACCGAGGAAACUGCUAUCAAGAAGGUUAAAGCAGCUCAGAAUAUGUGGAAUACACAAGAUCCUGUCCGAGUCGCGAAAGCCUAUACUCCGACAUGCAUAUGGCGUAACCGGACUUCUUUCUUAUCUGGUACCGAAGAGAUCGUCGCGUUUUUGACUGCCAAAUGGAAGCGAGAGCACAACUACCGUCUGCGCAAGGAGCUCUUUUCUUUCCGUGAUGAUCGCAUCGCCGUGCAGUUCUGGUACGAGUAUCAAGAUGCGACUGACGGAAUGCGUUGGAAGCGUUGUUAUGGACUGGAGGAUUGGACAUUUGACAGAGAAUCUGGGAAAAUGUGCAAGCGUAUGAUGAGCGGCAAUGAUCUGCUUCUUGGACCAGACGGCAAUGGCGAAGGACGGUGGUUUGUUCAGGGUGUUGACGUGGAUGAGGUCCCGAUCGGCCCAGAACACUGGUAG
Messenger RNA from Penicillium maclennaniae, 474 nucleotides. RefSeq names its product nuclear transport factor 2 family protein. The transcript is spliced from 2 exons. NCBI's taxonomy places the organism in Eukaryota, Fungi, Ascomycota, Eurotiomycetes, Eurotiales, Aspergillaceae. The record is from RefSeq and is a predicted model, not a curated record. Bases 1 to 474 code for a protein of 157 amino acids.